Morus notabilis is the source of this 606-nucleotide messenger RNA. RefSeq names its product GRF1-interacting factor 2. The coding region runs from base 1 to 606 and encodes 201 amino acids. NCBI's taxonomy places the organism in Eukaryota, Viridiplantae, Streptophyta, Magnoliopsida, Rosales, Moraceae. The transcript has 4 exons. The record is from RefSeq and is a predicted model, not a curated record.
AUGCAGCAGUCAUCACAUUCACAAAUGUUCAAUGGGGGCCCACCUUCGGUUCCUAUUGCCAACAUCACAACCCAAGAGAUUCAAAAGUGCCUGGAGGAGAAUGAACAGUUGAUUCUGGCUGUAAUGGAACACCAAAGAGUCGGAAAAUUCGACGAAUGCGCGCCCCACCGAGCGCGGCUUCAGCAGAACUUGACAUUUCUGUCGAACCUUGCUGAUGCCCUGCCACAACCUCCACCACCAUCCGUGCCUCCUCAGAUACUCCCUCAGUUGAUAGCACAACAAGGGCAGUGCUUGCAGCAUCCUGAGGCAGCAUUAAUGUCUCAGCAGCAACCGGCUUCUUCCAUGGUGAGAAUCCACUUUUGGCCGAAUAAUGAUCAGCAGCAACCAUCUUGCUUCCACCAACAGCAUUUCAUCCAAGCGCAGAUGGGCGCCAACCCCAUUGCAGCGACCGACAUACAUAUGGCCUCGAUGCAAAUUGGAGUUGGAAGUAGAAGCAACACGUCGGAUGUGACGGGAAACAAUCAAGUUGGCUUAGGGUCUGGGAAUGCUGGCAAUUUUCUGGGAAAUUUGUUUCCUGGAUACAGUGGUGGAGAUCCAGGAUCUUAG